UUAGUGUGUUGUCACCGCCGGGAGGUGUGAGUGAUGAUGGCUGCUUACCAGAAGCCCUGUGUAGUCAGCAGAAGGGGCAGCAGGGACAGGCAUGGGGUGGCAGCUGGUUCCCUGCAAGAUCUACUGGAGAAGGCCUGCAACCUGUUUGGAUUAGAUGCUACAGAAACCCCCAUCUCCCUCGUCCUAGCAGAAGAUGGUACUAUUGUGGAAGAUGAAGAUUAUUUCCUCUGCUUACCGCCUAACACUAAGUUUGUGGUGCUGACUGGCAGCAAGAAAUGGGCUCCUACUGUAGUAGACGGCGGCACAGCCUGGCUGGCGAGAGCCUCAGUAAGUAGUUUUGAGGAAGUGGAUGGCGCAGAGAUACCGUUGUGGAAAAAGUCGGCGAUGCAGCUGAGGGAGAACCUGUCAAACAUCAUUCUUAUGUCAGAGUCGGACCUACAGACCUUGAUAAAUGUACCUGCUGGAGAGAUGGCCACAGAGCUUGGCACAGAUCUACUGAUGGUGCAGAAGUUGCAGGACACGCUUCAGGGCGUUCUGGAUCGCAGAGAGGAGGAGCGUCAGUCUAAACAGCUCUUAGAGCUCUAUCUGGAAGCCGCCAAGGAACCGGGGACAGAAGAGCGAGCAAUAACUGAGGUGGACUCCGGCAGAAACAAACCGGCCCAGCCUGAGCCCAGCGGCCCAGUUCAGCUCUCCAGCCAAUUAAUUAAGACAUUAAAUGAACGGGAAAUGCCACACCUGAGCUUAUCCAAUCAGGAGUUAGAGGUUGUAACCUCUCUGCAUACAGAAGCGCUAGCGAUGACAUUGUGCUGUCAGCAACAGAAAGCUCAGGACCUGCGUGACGCCUGCCAGCAAGAACUACAGAAACGUGAGGAGCAAAUUCAUUGUCUGCUCUCGCUGUCAAGUGUAUCUCACAGCAAGAAACAACUGCCCUAAGGGUUUAUGAAAUGGCAGCAAUGGUAAAGGAAUUGGCCUCAUAUCAGCUGCAGAGAAAUAAAAGGCGUGUUUGUGUGCAAGCAGGUGUGACGGAGGCAGGAGUUUCUCUUGUUCCGGUUAUACCGCAUGCCUCAGUGGCAGCAUUCUGUGGUAUGACACAUAGUGCCAAGGCCCGUCCUCAGCAUGCUGUAUAGUGUCACAACAUGGGUGACAGCCGUGCCCACGUGCCAAAGCUCAUUCUUCUUUAUGGGAAACUUUUACACAAGACUUUUUUUUACUAAAAAUAUGGGUUUUAAAUAUUUCAGAGGUACAGAGAAAUGUUUUUUUUUGUAUAACGCUUUUAAGCAUGUCUUUAUUUUGUUUAUACAAUCUUAUUUUCAA
Messenger RNA from Bombina bombina (fire-bellied toad), 1314 nucleotides. It is a transcript of the gene DFFA, whose product is annotated as DNA fragmentation factor subunit alpha. The record is from RefSeq and is a predicted model, not a curated record. NCBI's taxonomy places the organism in Eukaryota, Metazoa, Chordata, Amphibia, Anura, Bombinatoridae. Gene Ontology annotation, biological process: regulation of apoptotic process; apoptotic process. Bases 34 to 933 code for a protein of 299 amino acids. The transcript has 6 exons.